This is a messenger RNA of Cylicocyclus nassatus, 948 nucleotides long. The record is from the annotation of a GenBank genome assembly. NCBI's taxonomy places the organism in Eukaryota, Metazoa, Nematoda, Chromadorea, Rhabditida, Strongylidae.
AUGCGCCUCUACAUUUUCUUAUUCCUUGUUCAGACAGGGACGGUGCUCUCGAAACAAAACAAAGGGAAUGAACAAAAUUGCGAAAAUAAGAUGUACGAGUACAACCUUCAUACUUAUAAGUGUGACAUCGAGGAUGGCGAAUUUGAUUCAUCAUACGCGGAUCUUCUCAAGGAUUAUUUCACCAAUAACUACAACAUGACUCCUUCAUUUCCGUUAACACGUGUCUCCUGCGCUUUGGAGAAUCAUGUGAACAUUCCGAAAGGUUGUGGUUUCACAUUUUACACAGCCACUUUUCGGGGUCGAUUAACUCGAGAACAGAAAUUACGUCAGUUGGCCGAAGGCAUGAAACAUGAGUUGGAUGUGAUAACGCGCAGAAAGCCAGGAGAAACUGUAUCCUUUUUUCUUAAUUGCUACGGGGGAACGCACAGAGUCACAUGUGCCGCCAAAACUGAUUCCAAAAAAAGAAACAAGGAAAAGUGCACUUCGCAGAAAAGACCUGGCCAAAAGACGCCCGAAGAAAGCCGCGCUGCGCCUACCGCUAAAGUAGCCUCAGGUGCAGCUGUCCCUCGCUCCAAGGAGAGAGAAUCACUCAAACACAGCCCACCUGUCGAUUCGCCCGGAAAGGGAGGACUCGUAGGGACCCCGGAAAAAGAACAACCCGGGCCGAGCCACUCUGCCGGGUCACCUGAUGAGGGAGGACCACACAACCAGAGCAUACCUGCCAGUCUUGGGGAAGGAAGACAAGGCGAACAUAGUCGUCCACCUACCGCUUCCCUUAUGGAAGAAGAACUGAGCUCACGGAGCCAGGUAAAAGCAGGUAGCCAUCGCUCCUCGCCUCCCGGGCCUGAAAUGGAUGAAGCAGGCGAGCCUCCAGCUACAAAGGACGAAGGAGGAAGCCGUCAUUCCCCAGGGGAGGGCUUGGAAGGCAGUUCUCUAACAGAAGCCUAG